Linum trigynum is the source of this 2133-nucleotide messenger RNA. Lineage: Eukaryota; Viridiplantae; Streptophyta; Magnoliopsida; Malpighiales; Linaceae. The record is from the annotation of a GenBank genome assembly.
ACAAUCUUUCUCAACACAGGACUAAAGGGAAUAUCAUGCAAGUAGAGCGUUCUCAUCUUGAGUUCAUCAUCGUUUUAGUUGUUUGUUUGCUUAGCUUGUUAGUUUUAAACAAUAUUUCGAUCUCCAGAUGACGUGUGGUUUACUGAAGUAAGGUACGAACCGCCUAGAUUGAUAAUUAAAAAUAUACUUACCCUAUACUACACUCGUCGUAGGAUUAUACUUGGCCUACGGUGGGAGUGUGUAAUAGGUCACGAGUCAAGUUUUCUUGGCGCCGUUGCAUGGAGCAUGUUUUAUUUAUUCAGAAAAAGUAAACUACUGUUAACCUAGCAUUUAUUUUCUUGCACUGUGUGAGUUUGGGCGUUGCUUGUUUGACUUGUACUUGUAUUGUUUGGAGUGUGUUCAGGUGGGGUAUGACCUUGAGUAAUCCGGCACCUUUGGCACAGCUAGACGACAACAUCAACUGCACUCUCCGGCUCUGUGAGAGGGAGCUAAGGGAAGCAAAGGAAAGGCUUGUAGUUCGGGCUCAGCCUGAAGUUGACAGAUGGCUUCAGAUGAAUGGAGUGCCACAAGAAGCUCUUAGGUUGAGGCUCUUCCCAUACUCCCUAAGUGGCAAGGCACGAAGUUGGUUGAACAAUAGACCUCCGUUCUCAAAUACAUCUUGAAAUAUAUGGUGGCAUCGCCGAGGCAUCCGACAACAACAAUGACAAAGAGUGAGCCUUCUAUGGCAUGGAUGGCACCGAGGGCCAUUUCUCUACGGGGUCGUUUGGAUGGAUCAAUUUAGAAAUGAGUCAAUUUGAUCAAUUGUCUCGUUUUAUAAACGAGACAAUUAAAACGAGUCAAUUCGAAUUAUCUGCCCCCACCCCAGGUAAUUGAAAUUGACUCAAAACGGAUCAUUCAAAAUACCUCAGGCAGAUUGAUCUAUCCAAAUUUUUUGCUGGCAAACGAGGCAAUUUGGUACAUUUGUCUCAAAACGAGACAAUUGUGUCAAAUUGAUCCGUUACAAUUCCUCAUCCAAACAACUCCUACCUUUUUCUAGUCUUUCUUUUCAUUUGAAUAAUUAUCUAUAUAGGAUGCUAGUAUUAUGUGUGUUUUUCUAUUUAAGUACUUAGUAGGAUUUCUUAUUAAAUUAAUGAGUACUUGUCUUGUUGAAUUUUUCUUUUUGUAGAUAUGAUUGAUCUUUCUCUUGUGGAUGUUUCUGAACAAUCAAUCCCAUCCACCCUACCCUUCGAUCCUACAAUCAACUCGGCAUCAACAAUUCGGUAACCUCGUUCCCCUAUCCUUCACUUGUGCUCACAUUGGGGACAAUAUGUUCCUUAAGUGUGUGUGUGUGUGAGAGGGGGGGGGGGGGGCAAUCAUGUUUGUGGAAUGUUUGUUAUCAAUUGAUCUUUUUAUGCUAUGAAUGUAUGAAUGAGAGAGAGUGUACUUUUUAAUAGUUCGGAGGGAAGUAAUAGUAAAUCUAAGGUUCCCUUGAAUACGAUCGAGCCACUUACUACAUCCCUAGUAUAGUUAUACUUGGCUUUGUUAGGAGUGACGUGAGGUAGCCUCAAUUUACAAAUUUGAAACAUAUCAGCCCACAUUCCUGUUUCUCACUCCUACUCUCAGUUAGACACAAACAAUUGGUGCUCACCGUGGGGCCGCGAGAGAGGCAAGGGACAUGCAAUGAUGAUAGGGCACGCUCAAAGCAAUGACGAGCCAAAGACUGUUCUAUGAAACCAACAACCCAAAAGCGAAAUUGAUCGAAGACGAAGAACCCGAGCUCAUGGCCAAAGUGGUUCGUGCGCAAAUGGCUCAACAGAACAGAGUGAUCGCAUAUUUGUAAGAGAAGAUGAACCGGUCUUAGCGCUCAUGAUAAACAAGGAAGCGCCCACGAUGGCGCAACCUGUGCCAAACACUGUUCUAGCCACAACAGGAACAUCAGAGCCACGAAAUGCAUAAUCGGCAAGAGUGGAUCUGGAAUUUCCUGGAACAACAUCUCACGCUGCAUUACAAAGCACCGCCUAAGAGGGUCUUCCACCAACCCCUUUGCGUAGACAUCAUGGCAGAACACCCCAAUUUAUAAAGUACAACUAAUUUGGCUCAUGUAAGAUUUUUUUUUUAAAUUCAAAUUAAAAUGACUAAAGUAUAGUUAAUGAC